GAAUCUUCGGUCUUGUUUGGUGGCUGCGACAGGCAACGGGGCACAACGAUCUUCACGUUCAUCGAUGAAACGCUCAGAGAGGAGAUAAUUACAUGAUAAAUGCGGAUGAUCUACCCCCUUUUCCAAUGACGCCAGUCGACCCACAGCACAAAAUCCCAUCGAGCCCCUCGGAAGCAUGGGAUGAUGAUUUCGUGUUCAGCCCGCCCGAUGGAAAUGCUCGGAAGGUAUCUACGGGAGAUGGGUCACCGAAACAUGAAAAGAAGCCAACGUCACGCACCCAGCGCGCGGGGAAAGUUUCUCCUCGUACGCCUCAACGUACUGUUGCCGAAGGGCUCCGAGCAUGGUCAGAGUCGCCCACUUCUCCUCGUACCCAAGCCGUCCUCGGCCCCAAGAACAGGCAAGAGGAACGCGAAAACUGGGAUGAUGAUUUUCUUGACUCGACGGACUCUCCUGCGAGACCAGCCGCGUCUAAUCUAGCAGCAUCUCAGUCCCGCUUCACACAACGUUCAAAGGCCCGAGAAGAACUUGAAGACGAAAAUUGGGACGAGGAUUUUGUGAUGGGAAUUGGCACUAGUAGUCCUCGUGCUGGCCCGAGCACACGCUCGAAGCGGUCUCGUCGGGAACGAGAACGUGACGAAGUAUGGGAUUCAUCGGACGAUGAGAUGGCCGAAUUUGAUCGAGAAAUGGGUUUUGAUCGUAACGACGAAGAGGACAAGACCGUAACGUCGCGUUCGCGAAGAAAACCGUUGGGUUCCCUAGUAGACAAUCCUCCUCCUUUACCUCCUUUACCCCCACUGCCGACAUUCCUCCCUACUAUUCCUUCUGGCGAUGCUUCUGGCUCAUAUGCGUCACCUCCCUCACCUUUUCCUCGCUCUUCACCGAGCCAUUCCGUCUUUUCUAUUCCUGCCACCACGACUUCAGGCGGCCAUCGAGAUCGCGAUUCAACAUAUGGCUCCACUGCUCAUUUGGCACUUUCAUUGAGGCGAACGCAUUCGGCCGAGUCUUCGCCUUCGUCGCCUCGCAAGUUCGUUGACGUCAGCCGUUUUCCAAGUUCUGAAGCUCCUAGGGAAAGGCGACGCCUGCGAAAGAAAAGCAGACCUCCGCAUCUCGAUGCAAGCAUUCUUGAGCUCGACGACAAGGUCACAGGCGAACCGGCUUUCCUCCGAUCGUCGACUCCAGACCCGCGUCCGUCAACUCCACCACCUACCGACUCAGGACUCAUUUUGUCACCUACGACUCCGUCGACUUCUGGCCAGGUCGCCUCUCCAGCUGUACCGUUGUCACCAAUAUCUGCGAGCAAGAGUCCAUUGCUUGCUCGUAUAGGUAGCUUGCGGCGAUGGGGACGUAAGCGUACAAGUGCAAGUGCAAGUGUAGAACUCAAUCCGCUAGAGAAUACAGCCAAUGCUGCAGGAAGCUCUCCAACGAGCAGGGUUCCGCCAAGUAGUUUCUCGACAGGUAUCUUUGAUCCGGAAGCCGAGCGAUUAGACCACAACCGAACACCUCGUCCACGCUCACAUGCUGGUAUUCAGCCGCCUCCACCGUCGACAAUGCCUCCACCGCCCACAAUACCGAAUAGAAACCCAACAAAUAUUGGCCAUCCGCAAACGCCAAGUCGAAACCGUUUUUUUCGCGGCUCUUCUGGUGGGAUGGAAACAGACACGACGACGUCCGGCCGCCCAAGCCUCGCAAUCGAGGUACAAAGCGUAAAUAGGUCAAAAUCUAAAGAGAGGGAACAAGAGAAGCUACGAGUGGCAAUUCCUGCAGCAGUACCGAUGACAACACAAAGCAGUCAAUCUGGAGAAUCCGAGGUAGGGAUCGCUGGGUCGCCACGACGUGCCCGAAUCCGCGCGUUUGGCCAAAAGCUCCUUGCCUCAAAACGUUCUGUAUCUGCAUCAUCUCAUGAUCGUGCGGUUGACUCUUCUGAUGGAGAUUCAUCUCAAGUAUCGGCACGUGCCCCCGGCUCUCAUCAGGUAUUAACACCGCUCAGUGGAGACACGCCGACUCGAUUAAGACCGCGAAUUCCUAGUAUGCAGCGAGGUUUAGCUUCACAUGGCAAAUCACGAGCUGUUUUUCCGCGUCAUGUCUCUGGCUCAGCUGUACAUGAAACUCGUUCGCAAUCUGUCAUUGCACCAGGACUAAGUGCUUGUGGAAGGAGUGUAAGCGCGUCCGGAUCCACUGAGACAGCUGCCAGCAGUGAAGAUCUUGCACAUUCUGAUAAGGGUUCGGACGAGAAGGGAGGGCAUCGGGGGUUUAUGGGGAGUCUCCGCCGCAUUAGUCUUGCCAGUGCACAUGCUCAACAACAACAACGACGCCAGGAUCAGUCACCGAGCGGACAGUCUCAUUCACAGAGCUCUGUGUCAGUGGUACCUCCCCUGCCCCCGAGUUCGCUUGAGCCUUCUUCAUCAAUUGCCAAGGUAUCAACGUCGUCACCAGUUCAGUUUGGAGAGACUUGUUCGAAUUUACAAACAACUACUACUGGGUCUGUACAAGUCGAUCUUGCGUCGCCAACGUCUAGUCCACCCCGCGACUGGCUUUCUUCCGCUCCUGCUCGUCGCUCCGGGGAUCUUCCAGCUCUCACACAUUCCAAGUCAUCAUCCUUCGCAACAUCAUCCUCAUCAGGUCAAAAUGCCCCUACGUCGCGCCUAAGCUCAACGUCCCAAAUUGCGUCUCUUGGGCGGGCUUCACCUCUGCCAAUCGGUCCUGGAACGUCACCGAAUGGUAGUGCGAAUGGAAGCAGUAACGCGCUACGGCGGAAUUCCCUAGGUGAUUUGAAGAUACCAAGCCGGAUAAGUCGAGCUCAGGAUGGCUUAAAGAGGGACUUAGGUCGUGUGCGGGAAUUUGCAGGGCGUGUUGAGCAAAUGCAAGAGCUUCGGUCGAGUUAUCUUCUAAUUGCCUCGCAGAUCCAAAGUAUCCUUGACGCGCCUCGUCCUCCGUCUCGAGCCGCGUCACCAACAGGAAGCCUAUUCGGACUGUCACGGUCUAAUUCUCGAGCGAGAUCGAAUACAAAUCCUCCACCCCCACCAAGCAUUGAUUACAAAGGCCUUGCACGAGGUUUCCGGGCCAUUGAUACAAAGUAUAGCAUAGCUUGGGAAUGUGCAGACCUUCUCAUCGAGCUCGGAACGGGAAAUGUGGCUGAGCCUUCGACGAAACCUGUAACUACCAUUACGCAGACCGAAAAUGACACUGUGACCGGCAGAAGUAAAAAUCGGGAGCGAGCAGUAACGCUUGCGGGUGACGAAGGCAAACCCGACCUCUCAUUAACUAACGGCCACAGUCCCAAGAGCCCAGCAGGUGGAAGCUCACCCGUACUUGCGUCAUGGCGUGCAACUUCAGGAAAGCAUGAUUCUGGAUAUCGACAGUUAUACCUUCUGAGGGAGAUGCUGAACAAUGCAGAAUCUGUGAAAGACGGAGCUCAGCUCGACAUUCCUGACGUUCCACAAUGGGCCACAACAGACGAGGCUAUGGACAGCUCGUUGACCCUCCCAACUGACGAAUCAGCGGUAACGAGUCCCAGGCCAAGCUCACCAGCGAAAAAGAAACGGCCGAGUCGACUUGUAGGGAUACGCGACAUGUUGCGCAGCCUAAAGCGGAGCACGGCUCGCGCUCUCCAGAAUCAGCCAGAAGGAAAUGUCAUGAACUCGUCAACGACAAUCAGCACUGAGUCAUCAUUCAAGAACAACCAUCCGCGACGAAUGGAAAACCAUCCAUACGGCUAUAACACGGUUUCUGGUAUACCAAGGCACCCAGCCAAUCCUAGACGGAAGUCUGAGACGAGCGCUGCGCUUGUUGAUUCAAUUAAUGCAUCUACGCCGGACUACGAGCCUUUUGGCGGAAAGGUACCACUCACGCACAAGUCAUCACCGCGAAGACCAAGCCUUGCAUCUCUCUUUCGUAUUGGGCAAAAACACAAGAGUGCUGUCAGCGACAAUUCGCCUUCUGCGGAUUCCCCAGCUCAUAAUAGUGAAAAGUCGGAUUCUAUAAUGGAUAUUUCCGGUUCGGUUGCUGCUCCAACGAUCGUUGACAAUCACCCGGAUACUUCCCAAGACUCGGUAUACGAUGAUAUAGAGGACUCGGACUGGGACAGAAUGGAUUCACUGUCGGAUAUUGACGCGCAGGUCGCUGCGAUAGCUGAUGAAGCCUCGGGCCGUGGAUCUACAAUGAAGCUCCGCAAGAAGAAGCAACAAAACCGACUGUCAAUGCCCCCACAAACCGGACCGUUUAUGUUCAAGCACUACAGUCUACCAUUCAGUUCUUCUCAAGGAAGCGUUGCGACACCCGACCAGUCAGUGACGAACGUACGCUCUCCACGCCUGUCGAACGUCGACGAAAAUAAUGUGAGCAUUCCGGGUGCUGAACGUGUAAUGCCGGAAUCGACACAGCGACCUCGCUCUCGGGGUGGAAAAGAUCGAGAUCGCGAUAGGCCAUUCUCUUCUGUACGCGCGGCUCCAAAACUUGCAAGAGGCAUUCCUUCGUUCGAUGCCACCACUUCGGCACCAGGUGACCCUCCUCCAAACUUAAAGCUUGCGAUGACACCAGAAAACAUCAAGCCAUUAUUAGAGAACGCACGUGUCGUGACUUCACGGCUGCAUGACUGCCUCGCUGAAGUUAAAGGCCUGCUCGUUCGUACCGAAGGUUCCGCAUUUACAUUGUCUACGUCCGCUUCAACAUCCAAAGUGGCUCUGUGAUUUACUUUUCCCGCUUAACUUCAGGACAAAUUCAUACAAUUCAUAGACAUCCCGGUCAAGAUGUUUUGCACUUUUUCUUUCUUUCCUUCUUUCUCUUGCUCACUUCCUGCAACCUCACACUAUCUUGAUUCUUCUCCUUUACGAAUGGUAAUGUUUGUCUCUUUUCCCUUCUUUUAAAUGUUGUCAACUGCCGCGCUGUUUAAUGUACCCUGCAUACGUUCACU
Fomitiporia mediterranea MF3/22 is the source of this 4909-nucleotide messenger RNA. RefSeq lists its product as uncharacterized. The transcript is spliced from 4 exons. The coding region runs from base 93 to 4685 and encodes 1530 amino acids. Lineage: Eukaryota; Fungi; Basidiomycota; Agaricomycetes; Hymenochaetales; Hymenochaetaceae. The record is from RefSeq and is a predicted model, not a curated record.